Messenger RNA from Capsicum annuum, 1496 nucleotides. RefSeq names its product probable purple acid phosphatase 20. The record is from RefSeq and is a predicted model, not a curated record. Gene Ontology annotation, molecular function: acid phosphatase activity; metal ion binding. The transcript is spliced from 5 exons. NCBI's taxonomy places the organism in Eukaryota, Viridiplantae, Streptophyta, Magnoliopsida, Solanales, Solanaceae. Bases 74 to 1348 code for a protein of 424 amino acids.
CAAAUUAAUUAUAUAUCAUCAAAUAGAUUUCCAUAUAUAACUCUUCACCAUCUUCCUCUUUAUUUCUAUCACCAUGGCUACUAUUAAACUUCAUGCUUUUCUAUUUUUAUCAUCAAUAAUUUUAUCCAUUGAUUUAUCAUUUUCAUAUGAAAGACCACCACCAAGAAAAUCAAUUUUUUUAUCUUUAUCUCAGCAUCUUCAUUCCUCUUCUCCUCAACAGGUACACAUUUCGAUGGUGGGUAGUGACAAGAUGAGGAUUUCGUGGAUAACGGAAGAUUCCGGUACACCGGCUACGGUGAAAUACGGUACAUCUCCGGGGAUAUACCCAUUUUCAGCAAAUGGAGAUACAACAAAAUACAAGUAUAUUUUGUUUAAGUCUGGUGAUAUACAUAAUGUUGUUAUUGGGCCAUUAAAGCCCAAUACUGUUUAUUACUAUAUUUGUGGCCCAUUUUCAAGCCCAGAAUUCAGUUUCAAAACUCCUCCAGCUGGAUUUCCUAUCAAAUUUGCAGUUGUAGGUGAUUUAGGGCAAACGGAUUGGACAAAAUCAACCCUCGAUCACAUCUCAAAAUCAAAUUACGAUGUCAUGUUGUUGCCCGGGGACUUGUCGUACGCAGACACUCUACAAACCCUGUGGGACUCGUUCGGGCGAUUGGUGGAGCCACUGGCGAGCCGACGCCCGUGGAUGGUGACUCAGGGCAACCAUGAGAUUGAGAAAAUACCAAUUCUUCAUAGACAAUCCUUUACAUCAUACAAUGCUAGAUGGCUCAUGCCAUUUGAACAAAGUGGAUCCACUUCAAAUUUGUACUAUUCCUUUGAAGUUAGUGGGCUUCAUAUCAUUAUGUUGGGCUCAUACGCUGAUUUUGGGCCUAGUUCAGCCCAAUACAAAUGGCUUAAUAAUGAUUUGAAGAAAGUUGAUAGAAAAAAAACACCAUGGGUUAUUGUUCUUGUACAUGCACCAUGGUACAAUUCUAAUAAUGCUCAUCAAGGUGAAUAUGAAUCUUAUGGUAUGAAAUCAUCUAUGGAGGAUUUACUCUUCAAGGCUCGGGUCGAUAUAGUCUUCGCGGGACAUGUUCAUGCCUACGAGAGAUUCACUAGAGUAUACAAAGACAAAGCUAACAAUUGUGGUCCAAUAUACAUCACAAUUGGAGAUGGUGGUAAUAAAGAAGGCCUAGCCACUAAGUAUAUAGAUCCAAAACCCGAAAUUUCGAUUUUUCGAGAGGCAAGUUUUGGACAUGGAGAAUUAGAUGUGGUAAACGCAACUCAUGCACAAUGGUCAUGGCAUAGAAAUGAUGAUGAUGAAGCUGUUAUUGCUGAUUCUAUUUGGAUAACAAAUCCUUCAUGUAAAUAAUAAUAAUAAAGAAUAUAUUAUACGAUUUUAAAAAAGAGUUACAAAUUAAAUAGUUAAUAAUGUUCAACUUAUAAUAUUCUACCAUGUUUAAUUUCUACAUUGUAAUGUACAAGUUGGUUUAUUAAAUGGUAGCUUAAUUUUCAUUUUA